GGCGGUUUCUCUUUGCUUUCGUUCCACGAUUUGUGGAAAAGUAUGUCGGCUUCCAUGGCGUCCUCGCCCGGCCGGGAGUCGGACCUGCUGAACUGCCAUUUCUCCGUGAACCAGCAGGCGCUGAUCAGCGCAAUCAAGCCCAUCAUGUCGGAGUUGGCCCAGGAGUGGGGCUAUGAGCCCCGGCUGGCGGCGCUGGAGAAGUCGCUUGGACUGCUGCAGAAGGAGCUGGCGCUGAAGGCGGAGGCGGCAGGCCUGCAGGGCAUGCGCAAGGAGCUCGAAGAGCAGCGCCAGCAAAUCCAGCAGAAAGCGAGCCAGGCGGCACUGGCAACUGCCCAGGCGCAGCUUCGGAGCCUCGAGGCCACCUUGGCCUGGAAGGCGGACCAGUCCGUGCUGGAGGAGCACCUGCGCAGCAUCGAGGUGGCCACCAAGCUGGCGGACUCCAAGGCUGACCAGAGCGGCCUGAACCGCGCGCUGGCUGUGAUGCAGAAGGUCCAGAACCAGGCCGCGCAGCUGGAGAAGUCGGCGCAGGACUUGCAGGGCAGAAUGCAGAAGCUGGAGAUGCACAACCUCCCGGGCCAUGUGCAGCGAAUGUCGGAGCAGGUUGGAAAGAGCCGCAACCAGCUUUUGAAGUUCCAGGAGCAGCUCAGCAGCAAGGUGGAUGCCCGCGAUGUGGAGGCCUUAUCCAACUUGACGAAGGAGCUGCAGACCACCGUGGCGCUGAAGGUUGGCCCGCAGUCGCUGCAAGAGGUGCGCAGCGGCUUGAGAGACCUGCAGUUGAGGCUUGACCUCAAGGUGGAUACGCCGGUGCUUGAGGAGCUGAGGUCUGGGCUCAACAAGGUUCAGUCCCAGCUCACGCAAAAGGCGGAUGCUCAGGAGCUUCGGGAAGCGACGUCCAACAUGCAGAGCCUCAGGGCAAACAUGGAUGGCAAGGUCGACUUUGCGCUGCUCAGCGAGCUGCGGCUGAAGCUGCAGAGCAUAGAGUCCACCAUGGACAAGAAGACGGACUGCAAGGACAUUCCAGACUUGUCCUGGCUGAAGGAUUGUCUCGCGCAGAAGGCAGAGAAGCGCCAGGCCGCGGAGCUGAGCUCGGCGCUGGAGCGGCUGCAGCAGGAGCUCCACUUCAGCUUGGAGAACGAGCGCGUGACCUUCAAACGAGACCUCGAGGCCCGUGUGGCGAAGAUGGGCCAGUUCGAGCGGGACUUGCAGCAUGUCAUGACAUGCGUCGAGGGCAUGACGGUGAAAGUGGAUUCUAUGCCGGCUUCGCCUCGCCUGGACAUUGCUUCGCCCAGAGGCUCAUCGCCAUGCCCGUCGCCGUCGCGGGAGGUCAACAGGACGGAUCACUUGGAGGACGGUCUUCGCCAGGUGGCGCAGGCCUUGGAGAGCAAGGUGGACCGAGAAGAGCUGGAGGACCAGCUUGCGCUGGCCGCGUCAUUUGCUGAACAACAGCAGGCGAUGUCGCGGAAGUUGACGGAGCUGGAGGGCCAGGUGCAAAGCGCCAGCAGCGCUUUGCUCCAGAAAGCCGACCGCAGCGAGAUUGAGGAGCUGCUCUCAGCCGCCGCGGAAGCUGCGGCGGAAGGGAUUUCCGGGUCCAUUCAGGAUACAUCCUUGCCUGGCGCAGGACUGGAGGGAGCACCCUUGCCUUCUGCCCAGCACUCGGAGGUCGGGCCCCCGGCCAAGUUGGAGUGCUCUGACACGGCGAUCCCAGAGCUUGACCAGAACCAGGGUGGGCUGAGCCUCUACGAUGCACCCGCGCAGAGCGAAAGGGUGAUGGCGCAAAGCACGCCCUCAGAAGGCAGCCUGACCACGCCGCGCAUGAAGGGCUCAGCCUCCGCACCCUCCUCGCAGCUCACCUCCAGCAUCGCCAGCUCCCUGAACCGGGCGCGCUCGGGCAACCUGGGACGAGGAUACCAGUCUGCGACUUUGACAGGCUUGCCACCUUAUCCCGCCAAAGGCCCUCGGGUGUCAAAGACCGGAUGGCGGUGACCAUGCCAUGCCAAGCCUAAGAAGCCCGAAGAGGGACCUGUCGAGUCCACAGAAGUCGGCCAUGCGCAC
Molecule: messenger RNA, 2052 nt
Organism: Effrenium voratum
Lineage: Eukaryota; Dinophyceae; Suessiales; Symbiodiniaceae
Source: the annotation of a GenBank genome assembly